Molecule: messenger RNA, 4413 nt
Organism: Bemisia tabaci
Lineage: Eukaryota; Metazoa; Arthropoda; Insecta; Hemiptera; Aleyrodidae
Gene: dap
Product: cyclin-dependent kinase inhibitor dacapo
Biological process (GO): regulation of cell cycle
Cellular component (GO): nucleus
Molecular function (GO): cyclin-dependent protein serine/threonine kinase inhibitor activity
Source: RefSeq, a predicted model, not a curated record
UGGAGUAGCGACCGUUGGUUCACUCGUUCGUCAAUUCGUAACCGCCUGUUCUUGCGUACGGAGUCGUCUCAUCUCGUGGCGUGGCAGUUCUCUCGCUUUUGGAUUACUUCUACAAUGUGCAUCUGUUUACCAUCAUUGACUUAAUUUUGUGUGGAUCAUCGAAGUUGUUCUCCAGCUCCUUUGGAUUAUUUCCUCCUAGUGUUCACCUGAAUUUGUGUGGUAUUCUACCGGAUUUUCGUUUCGAUAUUUUUGUGUGUGCUACCGUUCAAAAUGCGUCCGCGUAUCUUAUCGCCCCUCUUGAUGUCCGAGUUUAAUAAAAUGAUCUCGCUGCGCAACAGCAGUACGAGCACUGCUUCGGAUCGCGUCGAGCCGCGACAGUUGAUGCGCGUCAAGAAAAACCUUUUCGGUCCCGUGAACCGGGAAGACUCGCGAGUGUUCUGUGAAAACGAGUUGCGGGCGGUUUCGCAAAGCAGUUGCGAAAAGUGGAACUUCGACUUCAACGCCGAGAAACCCUUGGAAGUGCCGAAUCCGCGAUACCUCUGGGUCAAAGUUUCGCCGGGUGAUUCGAUACCCGAGUCCUACGGUCUCAAGCGAUUGCCGUACCUUUCCAAAAACUCCAUGUUGCUGGAACAGGAGAGGAUAAGCUGCAAUAACAACAACAAUAACUUCGUCCUUGAUGACCUGAAAAUGUCGGAAAAACAAACGCAUAUCACUGAUUACAUGAAGACGCGAAAGAGGCGCAUCUCGGCGUCAGCCAAAAUCGUCGAAGUUGUUGACCAGGAGGACCAAAGCCCGCGAAAGCGAGCCAGGAGUCUCACCGUCGGCAACUCAAAUUAAAUUCCAUGAAGAUCUCUCCUUUCAUGAAGAUCUCCAGAAUGACCGACUCUAUAGAUGAACGUGGAUAACAAGUGUAUAAACGGAUUCCCCGGCUGUAUAGUUUGAAUUGUAUCUUGUUAAUGACAUUGAAUUUAUGGUGCUCAAAUUAUCGUGUAAAUAGUGGUUCUGUACAGAAUUUACGAAUUUGAUGUUGGAUAAUCGGAACGGGAUCGGAAAGCCUUGCUGAAUCACAAGAGUGCAAGUUCAUCUUCAAUAGAGAAGGUCGUGUUUAAUUAUUGCUGUUACUUUAAAAAUCGAAAAAAGAAGAAAAAAAUUGUUUUAUGUUUGAACUCAAAGAGUUUGUUAGAUUUAUAUUCUGUAAUAUUUUUUUUCUAGUUCUCUCCCCUCUGCCUCAAUUAGGUUUUUGUUCUCUCGUUCAUCAGAUUUUUUUCCCCCCCAAGUAGAGAUCUAAUUUUCUCUCCUCAUCUAUUUUCUUUAAAAAUGGUCAAGGUACUCUUUAAUUGUGAGACUGAGUAGAUCGAGUUUCCAGAGUGGUUGCUUUUUCCCCCCCUUUUUUACCCCCAGAUUCUUGCAAAAAGGAAUUCGUUUCUUUCAGUCCUGAUACCUCAGGGUAUAAUUUCAUUUAAUAGGUACUACUAGAGAAAUAAAUGGGUACCUAGCAAACAGAAUGUUUAAAAUUGCUUGUUAGAAGCUCAAAAUCUCCAGUUUAAAACCACGUUCUUUUCAAUCUAUAUUUACAGUACAAAAUUUGAAUUGUAAUUGAAUCUUAUCAUCACUGUAUCAUCGUCUUUCAAGUGUUUCAUCCAUCAGUUUAAUCAUUAUCUUUAUCUGUUUGUCAAGACUCGAACUUAAUUUUCAGUUCAUUGGCUAUAUUAUGAAAAUCUUUAAGUUCUGUUUAAAUCGUACCUCAUCGCUGUAUUUCAAUCAUUAUCGAAUUUAAUUUUUGGUUUAUUAAUUGCAUAUUUUUUUAACAGUAUGUAAUUGAAUUCUAAGUUGGUAUUAUUUUACCUUUCCAUCUUAAUGCAUAUUUUAUGAGGUAUGAAAGUUGGACCAUAUCUUUCCUGCUGGAUUCAAUCUGUGUAGCUUUUGAAAAAAUACUUCAGAUUCUAUAGAAAAAUUCAAACCUCAGGGUAUGCUUAAGAAUGAAGAUUUUAAUGUUCUAAAAGACAGUUUCUGUUUUUCUUCACAAAAAAGUAUGUAACAUCUAUCUAGUGUAAUUUUUCCCCCUUUGAUCGAACAUUCGAGACUACCCUGUGUUCUUGAUGUUUUCUAUCAUGAUCUAGUUUUCAAGUCCACAUUUGAGUUUGACUUAGGAUACUUUCCCUUGAACACUGUUUCAACCAGUAUCUACUCUUGAUGAUAAUUCUUUAAAAAUUAAGACACAUUUUCAAUGAUUUUGGUACAGUUUGAUGAUACCAUUUUUAGUUUUCGUUCAUUUUUAGUUUCUCCCCCCUUCUUAUUUCAUAAUUCUAUCCCGCAAUCAUUUUGUACGUUUUAUUAUUGUAUUUCGUUUUGAUCUCUCAGACAAAACUAACGAAAUGUCCUCUUGUUAUGUUUCUUUUUCAAUUUUCAUCUCUAAUUGAAUUUGUUCUACAUUUCAUUAUAAACGCUAUUACAUAUCCAUCACAGACGUCUUGUCUUCCGAACGAAGGGAAUUUUUCAGCCUCCCUAACUUGUCUACUCAAGCCUAGAGAAUUAAAUAUUGCACAACUCAACUUUCGAAUUGAUGCCAUGUGGAUCCAUGGUUAAAUGUGAAGACAAGACCGUUUCUGUGUAAUGCCUUUUUUCAAUCAUUUUAGGGUCUUCUUCGUCUUUCUUCUUUACUUCUGUUAAUUUAAAUCAGUAAUUUAUUCUCUAAUUAAAUUUGAGUUAAUUUAUUAAUGUUCGUAGAUGGUAGAUUUCUCAGUUAUUCACUCCAGAUCUCAAAUAUUGAUCCAAGCUAAUGCUUUCAGCAAACGUCCAAAGAAUAGGUAGCUCUUUCAAAACCAGCAAAUUGGCACUAAAGUUGAUUCACCGCCGCCGCCUUCUCCAAAAAUAUUUUUUUUUACAGUUCUUAAUUUCACCGACUGAAACACCUCUUUUUUUUCAAAAACCCCGCAUAAAAAUUUUGUCUUUACAAUCACUGGCUCAGCCUAUAGUCUCAGUCUAAAUAAAUAUAUCAACCUUCUUUCUAACAGUCGGUUUGAUGUCCCCAUAAUUUUCUUCAUGCAGCUCAUGUGCCAAAUUUCGGAUCAAAAUUUGAUUAAGAGCAUCUAAUACUUGUAUUUGUUGCGUGUAUGCUGUUAAGUUUCUCUUUAUUGUCACAAAAUCUCAUCUCUCCAAAGAUAAUUUAAUGAGUACAAAAUUAUUUUAAAGUCUGAGAAGACUUGAGCCCACUGAGCUUUCAUACUUAAGUUUAUGUUCAACAAUCUUUGUGGCUUGAUUUAUGAAAACAGAGCAGCCAAUAAAACAUCUUGCAGGCUAUGUCACUCACUCCAAAGCCAACUUUUAGUUUCAAAAGUAUCUUCGGGCUGUUCACAGGAGCAUAACCUCGCUACAAGAUUACGUAACUUCAUUCGAAAAUUGUCAAUGGAAACACCUGGAAUGCUUAAACGCUAUCCUAGAAUAAAGUUUUUGAAAACUGAAAUCGUUUGAAGUAACGAUCCAAGAUCUCAGUAAUUUUGUAUUUGUUUGUUUUUGUAUUUCUUUUUCCAAAAAAAAAAAAAUCAAGUUUGUUUGAUUUCUCAAAUCAGAAGUUGAAUAAUUGAGUUAGUUGAUUAACGUAGAAUCAAUCAUGCGCCUGAUGUGGUGUCGUUUAAAAUGCGGUCAAGAAGAAAAUAAAAUAUAAAUUAAAGAAAGAAGAAACACGUUCUUGUUUUGUAUUGAACAUUUGUUUAAAACUCUGUGAUGUAUUAAUAUUGAUCUCAAUAUUUUGUUUUUAAUUUUUAGAGUUUUAAAAAAACAAAAUUUGUAGGUACAUGUUUUAUUAUCUAGGCCGAUAUUUGAUUGAAUGUGUGUGCUCCACAGCGCACGCGUUAGAUACUUAUGUAUGCAGAUACUUGUAUACAUAGUCAGGCAAAUAAUCGGGAUUUGAAUGUGAACGGUGUAUAUACAGUGUAAAUAAUACUUGUCAGGUGUUUAUUUUCAUUGCCCUGUUCGCAAUAGUUGCUUUUCUGUACUCGUUCUGUCACUUGAAGAUAAAGAGGAUUCAAUAUUUAGCGAGUGCCGAUCAACGCACUUUUUCUUUUUUGACUCUUAUACUUGUUUUUCUCUCUGCCUCCUCGUCUUUCGCGACAGCGUUUAUGCUCUCGUGCAGAAAAUUCAAAGUUAAAGUAAUGAUAAUGACUGGUAUUCUAGAAUUAUUCCGCUUUUGUUGGGAACUUUCCUUUUGGAAUAAUAUAGUCCGUCCAUGUUCAGAUCCCAUUGUUGCUUUUUCAAAUAGUUUAGAUUGUAUUAAUGUUUCAUAGCUUAAUUGGUUCUAUUUCUUCUUCUCUUGUCUUUGUAGCCUGUUAGAAUUGAAUUAUUUUAAGUUAUUAUGUUUUUUCAGAAGUAUAUAAAAUAUGAUUCAAAUUUAAAUACAUUUAUAAAUUAAUCAGA